AUGCUCCUCGCCCUGCUGGGCCUGCUCCUGUGCGGGCCGCGGCCGUCCAACGUAUCCCUGCCCGACUGCGGGGCGGCCCCCGGGUUGGGGAGGCCCGGGGACCUGCUCCUCGCGGGGGUCUUCGCCCUGCAGACGCCCCCCGCGCCCACCCCGCUCCGCUUCCAGCGGCCGCCGCAACAGCCCCGACCAAACAAAUUCUCCUUCUCCCAUUACCGCAUGGUCCAGAGCUUCAUCUUCGCCGUGGAGGAAGUCAACAGGCGCGCCGACGUUCUCCCCAACCUGACCCUGGGCUUCUCCAUCCGGGAUUCCGGGGAUUCGGAGUUCCAGGCCCUGCGGGCCACCAUGGGGUUCCUGACGGGGCGGGGGCAGCCGGCCCCCAAUUACCGCUGCGGGACCGGCCCCCCCGUGGCCGCGGUCAUCGGAGAGGACCGAUCGGCCUUGACCAUCCCCAUGGCCACCUGGCUGGGGCUGUACAAGUUUCCCCAGGUGAGCUACGGGGCCACAGUGGCGGUCCUGAGUGACAAGACCCGCUUCCCCUCUUUCCUGCGGACGCUGCCCCCCGACAGCUUCCGGGCCCGUGGGCUGGCCCGGCUGGUGAGUCACCUGGGCUGGACCUGGGUGGGCCUGCUGGCCCAGGACGACGACUACGGGCAGCAGGGGAGCCGGGCGCUGGGCACGGCCCUGGCCGCGGCCGGGGUCUGCGUGGAGUUCCUCCUGGAGAUCCCCAGCUCCCGGGCGGAGGAGCGGCUGCGUCACCUGGGCCGGGCCGUGGGGCGGGCCAGCGCCCGGGCCCUGCUGGUCUUCUCCGGCGACGAGCGCUUCCUGCUGCUGGCCGGCCAGCUGGCCGGGGCGGGCGGCCCCGGGAAGGUCUGGGUCGGCAGCGACGUGUGGGACCCGGCCCUGCUGGCGCCCGGGGGGCCCCUGGCCCGGACCCUCGGAGGGGCCCUGGUGUUCUCCAGCCACCGGGGACAGAUCCCGGGGUUCCGGGAGUUCCUCGGCCAGCUCCACCCUGACCGGAGGCCGGAAGACCCGUUCGUGAUCACGUUCUGGGAGGAGAUGUUCGCCUGCCGGUGGUCCAACCGGACCGAAGGUCCGCGGGGGGGCCUUGGGGAGGCACCGUGGUGCACGGGGGAGGAGAGCCUCAAGGGCCGAGACCACCCCUUCCUGGACAUGGGGGACCUCAGCGUGACCUACUCUUGCUACAAUGCUGUGCACAGCGUGGCCCGUGCGCUUCACGCCUUGGCUUCCUGCGAGGACGGGGCGGGACCCUUUGGGGGCGGAACAUGCGCCCGCAUCCGGGACUUUCAACCCUGGCAGCUCCUACACUACCUGUGGAAGGUGCGUUUCCGCAACAGCCACGGAGAGGAGGUCUUCUUCGACGCGCUGGGCGACCCGCCGGCUCUGUACGACAUCAUGAACUGGCAGGAGACGCCCGGGGGCACCUUCCACUUCCAGGAGGUGGGGAAAUUCGACUCCACCACCCUGCCGGGGCAGGAAAUGGUCCUCAAUGACAGUUCCAUCCUGUGGCUUGGGAUGGAGAAGCAGGUCCCCCGCUCGGUCUGCAGCGAGAGUUGCCCCCCGGGGACCAGACAGACUCCCCACAAGGGGAAGCCGCCCUGCUGCUUUGACUGCACCCCUUGCCCGGAGGGGCAAAUGGCAGACAAAACAGAUUCCCUCGAGUGCCGGAUGUGCCCAGGCGACGACUUUUGGCCCAAUAAGAGAAAGGACCAGUGCGUGAAGAAAGCGGUCGAGUUCCUGGAGUUUGGGGAGCCCCUAGGGGCUGCUCUAGCCUCCUUGGGGGCCACGCUGGCCCUGGCCACUUCUGCCAUCCUGGCCCUGUUCAUCCGGCACCGGGAGACGCCCAUCGUCCGGGCCAACGGCCGCGCCCUCAGCUACGUCCUGCUGACCUCCCUCCUGCUCUGCGACCUCUGCUCCCUGCUGUUCCUCGGCCGCCCGGGGGCCCUGACCUGCCUCCUCAGGCAGGUGGCCUUCGGCCUCACCUUCACCCUGGGGGUCUCGUGCGUGCUGGCCAAGACCAUCAUGGUGGUCAUCGCCUUCCGAGCCACGGUGCCGGGCAGCCCCCUGCGGCGGUGGCUGGGCCCCGGUCUGCCCGGCGCCGUCGUUCUGGCGUGCUCGCUGGCUCAGGGCGUCAUCUGUGCCACCUGGCUGGCCGCGGCCCCCUCCUUCCCCGAGCGGGACACGCGGUCCAGUCCCGGCAAGGUCCUCCUGGUGUGUAACGAGGGGUCCCCCGUGGCCUUCUGGUGCGUCUUGGGCUACCUGUGGCUCCUGGCCUUGGUGUCUUUCGUCCUGGCCUUCCUGGCCCGCCGCCUCCCCGACGGCUUCAACGAGGCCAAGUUCAUCACGUUCAGCAUGGUGGUGUUCGUCAGCGUGUGGGGGGCCUUCCUCCCGGCCCACCUGAGCACCCGCGGCCGGGCCACGGUGGCCGUGGAGGUGUUCAGCAUCCUCUGCUCCAGCUCCGGCCUCCUCGGCUGCAUCUUCUUCCCCAAGUGCUACAUCCUCCUCGUGCGGCCCGACAGGAACACCCGGGAGUUUCUCAUGGGCCGGGAGACCGCCGGCCCCCGGUGAGCCAAAGACCCCUCCGCUCCAGGCUCCCGUCUCCUGGUGACGACCCCGGCCGUCUCCCCGGGGAAGGAUGAAGGACGUCUUCGCCGCUGUGAUCUAGAAACCGAAAAGCCGCCCGGCCUAGUGAAAACAGCCGGGGACCGGGGAGUCGGAAGACCUGCGUUCUAAUCCCGCCACCGCCAUUUGCCCACCGUGUGACUGGGCAGUCACUUCACUCCUCUUGGCCUCAGUUCGCUCAUCUGCAAAGUGGGGAUUGAGACUGUGAACGCUAUGAGGGACACGGACUGUGCCCAACCUGUUUGGCAGUGACCCGGACACCCGGAGAGUUGAUUCGGUUGGGACUCCAUGCUGAGCGGGCCCUGAGCCAUGGGUAUUGUCCUCUCCCAACCAUUUAGUAGGAUGCUCUGCACACGGAAAUCACUCCGUAAAUAGCAUCGCUUGACAGCUGCUUCUCGAACACAAAGAUUGACUCUCGCCGAAAUAAAACACUAAUAAUAAAUCACA
Molecule: messenger RNA, 3087 nt
Organism: Ornithorhynchus anatinus (platypus)
Lineage: Eukaryota; Metazoa; Chordata; Mammalia; Monotremata; Ornithorhynchidae
Product: extracellular calcium-sensing receptor-like
Exons: 6
Coding region: 1-2586 (861 amino acids)
Biological process (GO): G protein-coupled receptor signaling pathway
Cellular component (GO): membrane
Molecular function (GO): G protein-coupled receptor activity
Source: RefSeq, a predicted model, not a curated record